AUGCGCUCGGUCGAGGAGAUGGCGACGUCGCACAUCCUGUCCGCCAUCGAUCCUAUCAUCGUUGGUUCGAGCAACACCACGUCCGGAGGUGGAAUGAAUGGGAGUGAUCCGAGUGGCGGUUCCGGCGGUGGCAGCAAUGGCGGCAGUUCCGGCAUCGGUGGUGGCCUUCUCCAGCCCGGCGGCUCGACGAUUGUAGGCCGAGGAGGCGCAGGAGAUCGCAAUAGCCUUGCGGUUACGCUGGAUGAUCGCGACCUCUGGUUGCGUUUUCAAAAUCUCACCAACGAAAUGAUCGUCACCAAAAAUGGCCGCCGCAUGUUCCCGGUGGUGAAGGUGACCGCUACCGGGCUCGACCCGACCGCCAUGUACACGGUGUUGCUGGAAUUUUCCCAAGUCGAUUCGCACCGCUGGAAGUACGUCAACGGCGAAUGGGUCGCGGGUGGAAAGGCAGAGGCGCCACCCCCAAACCCAGUGUACGUGCACCCGGAGUCGCCAAACUUCGGCCAGCACUGGAUGAAGGAACCAAUCUCGUUCGCAAAGGUGAAGCUUACCAACAAAACGAACGGGAACGGGCAGAUCAUGCUUAACUCAUUGCACAAGUACGAACCGCGCGUUCACCUGGUACAGGUCGUGUCGGAUGCGCGUGAUCAGCGCAAUGUUCACACGUACCCGUUCCCAGAGACGCAGUUCAUCGCGGUGACAGCGUACCAGAACGAGGAGGUCACCUCACUCAAGAUCAAGUACAACCCAUUCGCGAAGGCGUUCCUUGAUGCGAAGGAACGCCCGGACUCGGUGUACUCGCGUGAGAGCUCCACUUACGGGUGGCUCAAUUUCCAUCCAUCGUACGCGACGGCUCAAUCCCCAUUACAGGCUCAGGUGGACCGUUCCUAUGCGCAACACUCGCACGCGGGUGCUUCACGAACGAAUCGAGUCACUCCGUACACGACUCAGCGUUCAAGGAACGCGAGCGGCAGUUCGUCACCGCAGCACAGCUCGGCCUAUCUACCGUUGGAUCCCGUGCCAACGCCCGUGUUCUCGUCGUAUCCGUCCACCUGGCAAACGCAAACUACUGCGGGUGGGUCCUACUGGAGCAAUGCGUCUGGUUCAGCGCAAUCUGGUCCGAAUUCGAACGCAAGUCCUAACUCAAUUGCUCCCAACAUCUCGCCAACACCCUCAAAUGGCGGUUCGCCAUCUUACGCGGCCUCUUCACCGACCUAUCCGGUCAGCCAUCCAGCUCUGACGCCGCAACACCCGCAGUAUAUCCCAGUGUCAGGGGCGCAGAUGGAGGGCAUCUACCAGCCUGCCGGGUCGCCACAACAGCUCUAUACGCCUUCAGGUCAUCAGAUCUAUCACCCCACACCGACGCAGGUGUCGCCGAAUCACCAGCUGUACGGAAAUGUGCUAAACGCGCCCUCCAUCUCGAACCUGGGCUACUCCACAUCCUGGCACAGCGCGGGUGACUUCAGUGUCUACCAAAGCACGUACCACUACCCAACGGCUGAGUACAUCCCGAUGAUAGGCGAGAUUAAUACCUACAAUCACCCGUCGGAUAUCACGGAGCUGACGUCGGUGGGCGCGUCCCAUCGACAUCUUGAGCCAACCGGAGCUUCUCCACUGCAGUAUCACACACACGCACAUCACGGCCAUCACAUGAGCGAGGCAUCUUCGCUGGUUCCAGCUCAUCAUCCACAUCAUCAGCACGGACCGACGAGCGCACAUUGUAACGAGAACCACAGCCCGGAACCGACACCCGGUACGGUGGCAACUAGCGUGUCCAGUGCGCUUAAUACGGUGGGCUCUUCACCUGGACCUGGCUCGAACCAGUUGUCUCACAGUCCGAGCCGUACGACGCUGAACUCCGUUGGGAGUGCCUGGACGCCAUUGACUCCGCCGCAGACUACGAGCAUUUAAGCCGCCGACGAACACUUAAACAUCAAACAGGGACGCACCGGCAGAACGUAGAGACAUGCUUGGAGGCUGAUGCGCUAUCGGCGAAGGGCACGGCAAAGGGUUGCGGGACGAAAGAGUGGCGUACUCCGGCCCAGAGAAGGAUUGUCGCAGGAUGUUGC
Molecule: messenger RNA, 2066 nt
Organism: Anopheles nili
Lineage: Eukaryota; Metazoa; Arthropoda; Insecta; Diptera; Culicidae
Gene: byn
Product: T-related protein
Exons: 5
Coding region: 1-1908 (635 amino acids)
Biological process (GO): heart morphogenesis; cell fate specification; positive regulation of DNA-templated transcription
Cellular component (GO): nucleus
Molecular function (GO): DNA-binding transcription factor activity, RNA polymerase II-specific; RNA polymerase II cis-regulatory region sequence-specific DNA binding
Source: RefSeq, a predicted model, not a curated record